AUGAACGCCCCAGCCAAAGCCGCCGCAGCCGCAGCCGCCACCGCCGCCGCAGCCACCGCCACCGAUGCUGCCGCAGCUGCCGCCUCCACCGCCGCCAGCGCUGCCGCAGUUGCUGCGGCCACCGCCGCCGCCGCCGCCGCCGCCUCCAUAGUAACCAUCAACGCCGCCGCUGAUGCCGCCACAGCCACCGCCGCUGCCGCAGCAAUAGCAGCCAAAGACACCGCCGCCGCCGCCGCCGCCGCUGCCGCCACUGCCUCCACCGCCGCCGCCGCAGCCCAAUCAACCAUCAACGACAAAGCCGCAGCCGCCGCAGCCACCACCGCCAACAACGCCGCCGCCGCCGCCGCCGCCGCUGCCACCACCGCCGCAGCCGCCGCCGCAGCCACAGCAACCAUUGACAAGGCCGCCGCUACCAAGGCAGCCGUCGUAGCCUCCGCUGUCGCAGCCGCCGCAGUCACCGCCGCCACUGCCGCCGCCGCCGCCGCCGCAACCCUUGGGGCUGCCGCCGCAGAAGCCGCAGGCGUCGCCGCGAAAGCCGCCGCCGCCGCUUCCGCCGCCACUAUCGCCGCCGCAGCCCGUUAA
Molecule: messenger RNA, 582 nt
Organism: Pleuronectes platessa (European plaice)
Lineage: Eukaryota; Metazoa; Chordata; Actinopteri; Pleuronectiformes; Pleuronectidae
Product: antifreeze protein Maxi-like
Exons: 1
Coding region: 1-582 (193 amino acids)
Molecular function (GO): ice binding
Source: RefSeq, a predicted model, not a curated record